Molecule: messenger RNA, 1905 nt
Organism: Polistes canadensis
Lineage: Eukaryota; Metazoa; Arthropoda; Insecta; Hymenoptera; Vespidae
Product: cilia- and flagella-associated protein 58-like
Exons: 7
Coding region: 1-1905 (634 amino acids)
Cellular component (GO): cytoskeleton
Source: RefSeq, a predicted model, not a curated record
AUGCAAGAAACGUUGGAUAUACGUACGAGCGAGGUUUCCAGAGAAAAAAGGGCAAAAGAAAGAAUGGAAGAUGAUUUUCAUCAAUUUGAGGAAGAACUCGUUCUAAAAAAUGAGGAUCUUCACAACGCUAACGAAGCAUUGAGAAAUGCAACCGAUAACAUUAAAAAAUUGGAGACUAAGUUAAAGGACAAAAAGGUUGCAUUUGAUCAAAUGCAGAAGGAAUUGAGCAGAGUGUCGAUGAAAAAUUUAAAUCUUCAAACGGAUUUGGAAAAUGCCAAUGUACAAAUCGAUGUAUUGGACAAAGAUAUUAGCGACAAGGAGAAACAAUUUAGAACGCUUAGGAAUGAACUUAAUAGAGCUAAUGAAAGGAGUACGAGAAAUAAAUCGGAUAAGGAUAUAUUGGAGAAAAAAUUUUUAAAAAUUGAUUAUGAAAGAAACCGACUCGAACAAGAAUUAAAACAAGCAAUAACGAACAUAAAGAACGUUGAUUACGAGAUAGCAACAUUUCAAAGACAGCAAUUCAAGGAUAAGCAACAGUACGAGGCAUUGAUGCGCGAUAAGAAUAUCUUAGCAAGGACUAAUGAGAACUUGAAGGAGCACGUUAGAAAUCUUGAUCACGAAAUGGCUGUCGACGAUUACAUAAGCGAGAUUAAGCUGAAGCAAGUAGAAAUCAUGGACUAUAAGAAACGACUAGAUGAGUCCGAGGUAAAGUACCGUCAGCAGCAGAACUUAUUCGAGGUCGUUCGGAGUGAGAGGAAUGCUUGCAGUAAAAGCUUAUUGGAAGCUCAGGAAGAUGUUCAGGAACUUAAGAGCAAGUUGCAAAUCAUGACUCAACAAAUUGAACAAUUGAAAGAGGAUAUUGCCACGAAGGAGGCCGACUUGAUUAAGAAAGAAUUUGUACUUGGGAGAACCGAAAGAGAAAAGGAAACCUUAAAGGUAGAUCUUCAAUCUGCUCGUAAAGAUAUCUCAGAUUUGAGACGUGAAAUCGAAGAAAUGAAGCAAGAGGAAAAGCGUCUACGACAGACGAUUUUAAAAGCAGACAGAGACAUAGCUCGUCAUAAGAAAGAUAUCGACAAUGUCAUGAACGAACGCGAUAUUCUUGGUACGCAAUUGGUUAGGCGAAAUGACGAGCUCUGUUUGCAAUAUAACAGGAUCAAGAUAUUGAACGGUACACUGCAACGUGGCAAGCAACAAUAUAACGAACGUCUUGAAGAUAUCAGAUUGCUCAAACUAGAAGUUAACAAGCUCAGAACCGAGAAAGUUUUACUGACCAAAAGUAUAGAUAAUACUUCGGAUAUGCGUCAUGAGAUUUUUCACUUGAACAGAGAUCUUACCAAAGAAAGAUUAAAGGUCAUGGCUUUGGAAGAAGAAGUUCAAACACCGUUGAAUAUUCAUCGUUGGCGAAAACUCCAAUUCUCCGAUCCAUCGGCUUAUGAAAUGUUGAACAAAAUUCAGAUUCUUCAAAAGAGAGUUAUCAAGAUGUCGGCCUUGAUAAUUGAUAAGGAAAAAAGAGUACAAGACACCGAAAAAUUAUACAUGAAUCUUCGUGAGAUUUUGGUUAAACAACCAGGACCACGGAUAACUAUGGCCUUGAAUAAAACUCAAAAAGCAUUGAGAAAAAGAGGAAAUAAAAUGAAGUGCCUCGUAUCGGAAUUGAACAUGUAUCAAGUUGAAAUAAACGAAUACAAAUUCGAUGUCGAACGGAUGAGUAAAGAGAUGUGCGAGUUGAAGAUGAAAUAUUACGCACAGAAAAGGAAAUUACAAAAGGAGAAGGAAACGAGAUCGAAGUCCUUGACAGAAUCAAUACUACCAGCUUUACCGAUAAAACAAAAGAAAUUCUUUGGGGGUGGUUUCAAUAUGACAACUCCUACGCCAAGAACGUCUUUUAUCUUGGAUUCUGCAUAG